This is a messenger RNA of Lethenteron reissneri (Far Eastern brook lamprey), 5104 nucleotides long. It is a transcript of the gene RALBP1, whose product is annotated as ralA binding protein 1. NCBI's taxonomy places the organism in Eukaryota, Metazoa, Chordata, Hyperoartia, Petromyzontiformes, Petromyzontidae. Gene Ontology annotation, cellular component: membrane. Gene Ontology annotation, molecular function: GTPase activator activity; small GTPase binding. The record is from RefSeq and is a predicted model, not a curated record. Gene Ontology annotation, biological process: endocytosis; small GTPase-mediated signal transduction; positive regulation of GTPase activity.
AGACCACAGGAAUCUAAGAAUCGAUACGACCCCUCUUGGUGGGAAGGCGGCGGCUGGGGGGCAAUGGCUGAGUGCUUCCUGCCAGCACCAGGCAGCCCAGCCGAGAACCGCAGGGCGGCCGAGGGCUCAGGCAUGACUCGCAGCCCCAGCUUUGAGGAAGUUAGCCCUACAAAGUUCCCGGGUCUCUACCGCCUCACUGAGCCCACGGGACUCACAGACGGCAGCCAUCUCCCUGGAGAGGUCCCUUCUGAUGAGGAUCGCGACCACGCCAAGAAGAAGAGCAAGUUCAAGAAGAAAGAGAAGCGAACUGAGGGAUAUGCGGCUUUCCAGGAAGACAGUUCAGCAGAUGAAGCAGAGUCACCUACCAAAGUGAAGAAGUCCAAGGGUAUCCAAGUAUUUAAAAAGCCCAGCUUCUCCAAAAAAAAAGAUAAGGAAUUUCGUAUUAAGGAAAAGGUCAAAGAGGAGAAGCCCAAGGAAGAGAAACAAAAGGAAAAGAAAGUCAAGGAGCGAACGCAGGCCGUGGCAGACGUUGUAAAACUCCCCAAGAAAGAUAAGCAACAGAAAAGCAAGAAGAAAAAGAAGGCCAGUGUCUUGACUGUACCAGAGCAGGAUUGGCCCGAGGUAGAGGUGGUUGUGGGGCCCAAGCCUGGUCCCAUCUUUGGUGCCACCUUGGAGGAGGCUGUGCAUCGCACUGCCCUCUACGACGGAGUGCCCUUGCCAGCUGUGUGCCGAGAGUGCAUCGACUACAUUGAACGUAAUGGCCUUAAGUGUGAAGGCAUCUACAGGGUUUCUGGAAUAAAGUCGAAGGUAGAUGAAUUGAAGGCCAUAUACGAUCGCGAGGAGUCUCCCAACCUGGAAGAUUAUGACCCUCACACAGUUGCAAGUGUACUGAAACAGUAUCUGCGGGAGCUUCCAGAGAGUUUGUUGACACGAGAGCUCCACCCUAAAAUUGAGGAAGCCUGCAGUCGUCCUUUAGUUGAAGAUCGGCUGGCUGAGUGCAAGCGACUUUUGGCAGAGCUUCCCAAAUUCAAUCGCCAUCUCCUCUCCUGGCUCAUGGUCCACAUGGACCAUGUUGUGCUGCAUGAGAGUGACAAUAAGAUGAAUGUGCAAGGCAUUUCUAUUGUCCUGCACCCCACAACACAGAUAAGCCACCGACUGCUGUAUAUGUUUUUUAUGCAUGUGAAUGACCUGUUUAAGAACGUGAAUCUGAAUUCUGCAAUCAGGCCCCUUCGUUGGUCCAACCUGGCAAAUGCUCCAAACUUCCCAGAGAGCCAAGAAAAUAUCAAAGAAGAGAUCCGGAGACAGGAAUUCAUGCUGAACAGGUUACACAGUGACCUGCAAGCUGGUGUUAAGGACUCUGGGAAGGAGGAAAGGCUUUGGGAGGUUCAAAGAAUCCUGACAGCCCUUAAACGCAAACUCCGUGAGGUCAAACGACAGGACUGCGAAGAAAAGAUAGCUCAAGAGAUUGCCAGCCUAUCAAAGGAGGAUGUUUCAAAGGAGGAAAUGACAGAAAAUGAAGAGGAAGUGAUCAACAUACUCAUAGCACAGGAGGAUGAGGUUUUGACAGAACAGGAGGAGCUGCUCGCCAUGGAGCAGUUGCUGCGGAGAAAGAUGGCCGCUGAGAAGGAGGAGAUCGAACGACUGCGGGCUGAAAUCGCAGAGAUACAGAGUCGACAACAGGUGCGCAGUGAGACGGAAGAUUACAGCUCGGACAGUGAAAGUGAGAGUGAGGACGAGGAGGAGCUGCAGCUGAUUCUUGAUGAUUUAAUUCGGCAAAAUGAGGAACUUGAGAUCAAGAAUAACCACUUGAAUCAAGCCAUCCACGAGGAGAGGGAGGCCAUCAUAGAGCUGCGGGUGCAGAUCCGCCUUCUGAAGUCUCAGCGGAACAGGCAAGAGCAGUGCCAAGAGGAGGCGGCGGCAGCUGGAGAAACUGCCAAGCUCUCUCCAGAUGCAUCAGCCGUCAUCGCUGUUGCACCCAACAAACUCAAGUUGGAAUCCGCUGUUUCCAUCGAUGCAGCAGACAACAGAGCUGCAGCUCGGUCUCCUGCAGAGAUUUCGGCAGAUUCUAAAGUGGCCAAGUCACCUACGGAUGCUCCUCUGGACUCAAAACCUGCAAAGGAUGUGGGGAAGGAAGCGUCAAUGGCAGGAAUCGCGAAUGCGAAGGAUGCUGCAAAAGAUGUUGGGAAGGAUGCUGUCGCAGCAGAAGAAGCUGGUAAGGUGGUACAACCUGUGAAGAACGUUUGCAAAGAUGAUAACGCGACAAAGAAUUCUGAUGAAACACAGAUCGCAAAGGAUUCUGGGAAGGGAGAGCAAGUGAAGGGUUCUGGGAAGAAUGUACCAUCAGCCAAGGAUCCUGGGAAAGAAUCCAGGUCAGCAAAGGAAGUUGGUAAAGAAGAGGUAAAAGGAAAUGCAAAGGAUUUACAGAAGCCUUCGCCUGCCAAAGAAACAGAAAUAUAAAGUGUUCUUUAAAAUGACCUAUAACAAAAAAAAUCUAACCUUUAAGCUAUGUAUAAUAUAUUAUGGGAUGUGUUUUAACCGGGUUCUAAUUUUCAGAAUAUGCACCUUUAUGUCCACACAUGCAAGUCAGAGGUAUCGCUUGUAUUUGUUUAAAAUAUUGUAGCAAUAAGUGAAAUGUGUAUGUAAGUUGUUUGUCCAUAAAUAUUAUGGUUCCAUUUUUAGUUCACAUUGAAAAGUGAGCCAACCGGAAUUUUAAUCAGAGCACAUUUUUUGCACAUGUAUUAACACCAAAAUGAAUACAAAUGGAGUGUGAAUUACAAUUGUAAAAUAUAGGAACCUUCCAUCUAUUUAGGCCAUAAUAUAAUGGUCUGGCUCUGUUUUAUAAUGUGAAAUACAAGUGAAACUGCUGUAUUAAAUUUCAAACAAUGUGCCUUUGGACAUGUCCCUGGGAUUGGAAAUAAAGUUUUACCUUUUACUCCUAUUUUAUUUUAAUAACCUUGGUACAUUUAUUCAUGUUAUUUUUCUCGUCAUGAUGAUUUGCUUAAUUGCAUAUGCUUUGUAAGGUGUUAACUAUUACGUGUAAUAUAGGAUAUGCACCUACCAGUUUCCUUUUGAGGACAUUUUGAAAUUAGAUCAAUAUGCGUCAACACGACAAGCAUUGUUUUUUUUUGUAUCGGUCACAUUGCCCUUUAAUAGUGUUUAUUCAAUGGAAAUAUUCAUGAAAUGCGAUUUAAAUUCUGUAGCUGCAUGCUGUAAAACAACACGUGUUAAGUGUGGAUUAAAAUGUAUAUGCAUUCUCUGCAUGAUACGUGUCGUUGCAUAAGCAAGCAGUUAAAUGUAGUUGUUAAGUAGUUUAUUCAUGCGAGGUCUAAACCAAUUGGUGAUGCAAAAAAGGGGGCGGUGAUGCAAAAAAGUCGGCAGUGAUACAUUGCUCUGUACUUUCAGUUAAAUAUUUACUGCUUAUGCACGAUGUUAAAGUCCUGUAACUCUGAAAGAUCCACAAACUCGAGCGACAAAGCGUCAGUGGGGUUUUCAGUACCCGUUCUUUGACAGCAGAGGGCGAAGUGCGUUCAAUGGAAACGGCCUUUGAUACGCAUGCCGUUCACAAGAAACGCAACCCAUUCAUUCACAUUUACAAGCCUUUUAACAAUUUACUUCGGAACCGAUCGAGUGUUUCUUAAGCCUCGACUAUCACACAAACAGCAGCACGGUAUUUGAAUACACUUUAAUUGGUAAUGUCCCCGUGUUGAAAAUGGUGCGAGUGUGUAUAUGACAAACUCCAAAAUGCGUGUACGAGACGUGUUCACAGCAGUAUUCACUAUUGGUAUGCAUUAGGAACUGCCACACGACGCAAAGUAACGUUCAUUCAGCUACUGAUGGAAUAUAUGCAUCUAUAAAUAUCCACCAACUUUUUUUGUAUGCGUUUUCUGUGAACAAAAUGUACCCUUUGAGUUUAUGAGCGCCUUUUAUGACCGUUUAUGCAACCGUUUAGUUAUGCCGAAUAUGCAGUCAUGCAUAAUUAUAGGCUUAUUCGGGAGCUUGUAUUGUUUAGUGGUGAAGGCCGUCAUCCAACAGUGUAUUGACAAAAGGGAUGUUGCACUGUAGGCAACAAUGCAUAGUUAAUGUACGUGCUAAUUGUAAAUUAAAUCACACCCAGUUUGGUCGUGAGGUCUUGCAUCCUUGAUUUACAAUGCGGUGUAGAUCCCAAAAUACAUUUCCGUUGAUAAUUUAAAUCAUUACAUUGUCUGAUUUCCUCUCCAUUCCAGACAGCGAUUUAUAAAAGCACACCUUUCAUACGAUUACGUGCUUUAUGCUGCAUUAAUCUCUAACCAUGUUUAAUUUCAGUCGUAGUCGCCUAUUAUGCAGUACAUUCUGCAUUCUGUCCUUGACCAACCCGCACUGACGUGUGUGGUGAAGCAAGGCCAAACAAAUACCCCCAUCGCCGGCAUGGGUAUGGGUAUACGUCUAACCGUGAUAUUAUAAGUUCCUUUAAUUUAUUAUACCAUAGUUAUACACUAAGCAGGGGUUCUUAACCUUUACUGCAGCCUCUGCACCCCUUUGAUUCUCAAUCGUAAUAAAAUGUAUAAUGUUAAUAAAUACACAGGUUUGAUGAAACAAAGUAGUUGUACUUACGUGCCCGUGUUUAAUUUAUUUGCGAUGAUUUACCUUGUUAAAAAAACAUGGAAUGUCUCGCACCCCCACAAAGGGCACCCCAGGUUAAGAACCACUGCUUUAAAGCAAUGUUUCCACGUAUUGCGUUGAUCGACUCGACAUAGACUUAACAUACAUCCUAACCAAGAUCUAUUUUAUAUAGCUAGGUGCAAAAAUAAUAUUUUGAAACGCACGUUAAAACAUGCGAAUUAAUGUGAAAUGCAAAAAAAAAAUCCAUAACCAGCCGAGGUAAAAACCGCUUCAUAAAAAUGCCAAUGUAGAGUUAAGGGCUGUAGCAAUGCACAGAGCAGUCGUUCUCGUCAAUAAUUAACAUCAGUAAAGGCAACCGCCAGAUUGUCCCUCGUGUUGAGAUUGGAUAUCAUAUAUGUAGCCGACUGAACUGUAUAUCCUUCAAGCCUCAAAUAUAGCACUCAUCAGCCUUCAUCGAUCCACUGUUGGAUGAAGGCCUCUCCAAGCUUUCGCCGUAUCUCACGAU